CGAUAGAAAUGAAAUAACUUUAAAUUUUUUUCGAAUUUUUACGAUAUUUCUAAUUAUGCUUGAUAUAUUGUUUCCAAUAAUUCCAUACUAUGAUAUAUAUGGAAUUAUAUCAACAUCUACUUUAGUAUUUAUUCUAAUAUAUAUUCAAAUUAUUGAACAAAAAUGUCAAGCAUCUGUUGGUACAAUAUUAGCAAAUGAACAAACUCAAGCUAAGCAAUACUUAAUAAAGGGAAACUAUAAUGAAGCUCUAAUCCAUUUUCAUAAGGCUGUGGAAAUUGCUCCUAAUGAGCCAUCCACAUAUUUCUCAAGAGCUACAUGUUUUUUAGCUAUGGGGAAGUCUAAAUCAGCUUUAAAUGAUUUUAAUAAAGUAUUAGAACUCAAGCCUGAAUCCCUAGAGGCAAAAUUAUACAGAGGGGAUUUACUCAUUAAAUUAGGUGAUUAUGAUCAAGCACAUAUUGACUUUGAAAACAUACUUAGAAAUAAUCCCCAAAACAAAAAUGCGAAUUCUCAACUCAUAUUGGUGCAAAAUUUAAAAGAGGACUAUGAACACAUUAUUUGGUUGAUUGAAGGAAAUAAAAAUUGUCGAGAUGCCAUACCUAUGCUUGCAAACUUGAUCAAAUCAAGCCCAAUGAAUGUUAAACUGCAUGAAAUAAAAGCUGAAUGCCUCCUAAACCUGGGUCAAAUAACGGAAGCCAUUGCGGAGUACAAAUCUAUCUCCAACUUGAUACCUGAUGACACAGAAUUUAUAAUGAAGGCCAGUAGAGCUCUUUUUGAUAUGGGAUUUAUCGAAGACGCUCUAAUUGAGAUCAGAAAAUGCCUAAAAGUCGAUCCGGAAAGCAAGGCGUGUUUCCCUUUUUAUCAAUGGGUCAAGAAAUUGAACAGAUUUUUAAUUCAAGCCACUUCCAAUGUAGAAGCUUUACAGUUCAAAGAAUGCUUGCAUAAUCUAGACAAAUUGAAGCAAAGUAUAGGAGAUUCUCCUGAUUUGCUUAGGGCUAUGGCUCAUAGGAUAUCUCAAAAGGAAUGUCUCUGCAUGGCCAAAGAUAAUCAACCAGCUGCUUUGGAAAAAUGUGAAGAUGCCUUACAUAUGGAACCUAACGAUGUCGAAACGUUGUUGAUCCGUGCACAUAUAUAUCUUGACAACGAUGAAAAUAACAAAGCCAAAACCGAUUUUGAAAGAGUAAAGGAAAUCGACCCGAAUGAACAAAGAGCUCAUGAAGGUCUGAAUAAGAUUAAAAACGUGAACAAACGCAAGGAAUUGAAAGAUUAUUAUUCCAUUUUGGGCGUCAAAAAAUCGGCCAGCACAAAAGAAAUAAGUAAAGCUUACAGGAUAUUAGCCCGUAAAUGGCAUCCAGAUUUGAACAAGGACAAGCCAAAAACUGCUGAAAAGAAAUUUCAAGACAUUGGUGAAGCCAAAGAAGUUCUCACUAAUUCGGAAAAACGGAAAUUAUACGACAGCGGAAUCGAUCCCAAUCGACCAGAGUCUCAACAACAAGGUGGUACACCAUUUUUCUUCCAGAACGGCGGUGGCGAUUUUUUCCAAACCUUCGAUGGAUUCCCUUUCCAGGGUCAAGGGUUUCAAUUUCGCUUUGAUUUUGGAUAAAUUUGUCUACAUCUCAUUCAUUUCGAUCUUCCUUUUUUUCUUAUAUCUAAACGAGUGUUAAUAAUUUUAAUUUAUUCCGCAAUUCAUUCCCCCUCCCUAAAAUACAUGUUACAUUUUAAGAAAAACGAGAUUCAUUGUUUGAAAUAUAAAACAUUUUUGUUAUAUUAUUUUUGACAUUCGCCUUUUUAUUCAUCUUGUUA
Messenger RNA from Gordionus sp. m RMFG-2023, 1800 nucleotides. Its product is annotated as dnaJ homolog subfamily C member 3-like. The coding region runs from base 56 to 1600 and encodes 514 amino acids. The transcript has 11 exons. Gene Ontology annotation, cellular component: endoplasmic reticulum. Gene Ontology annotation, molecular function: misfolded protein binding; protein-folding chaperone binding. The record is from RefSeq and is a predicted model, not a curated record. Lineage: Eukaryota; Metazoa; Nematomorpha; Gordioida; Chordodea; Parachordodidae. Gene Ontology annotation, biological process: protein folding in endoplasmic reticulum.